Messenger RNA from Cryptomeria japonica (Japanese cedar), 987 nucleotides. Its product is annotated as anthocyanin synthase-like. Bases 1 to 987 code for a protein of 328 amino acids. The transcript is spliced from 5 exons. Lineage: Eukaryota; Viridiplantae; Streptophyta; Pinopsida; Cupressales; Cupressaceae. The record is from RefSeq and is a predicted model, not a curated record.
AUGAGUGAUUCAGUAUACUGCAACGGAGGCAAUUUUGUGGAAUAUCUGCAUGCUAACAAAAAUUCAAAACAAAAAGCUUACAAAUAUUUGGAUAAGGGGUACCUGGUUGAAUACCUCUGCAUUUCUUUUAUUGCAUUUGAUUUCUCCAGUGGAGUUCAGGAUCUAGAACCAUGGUGGCCUGUUAUUUAUAAAGAUGAACUAACAAAUGGAAUGCGAAGGAAGCUUAGCAGAGAGUGGAAUCAAAACCGUUCCAGAGCAAAAUAUGUUAGGCCUAGCCUGGAGCUCUUCAACAAUUCUUCUGAUACACAUCACGCCCAGGUUCCAGUCAUUGACUUGCACGGCUUGACUGUCCCACAUCUCAAGAAAAAGACAGUGGCAGAAAUUUCAAGCGCUGCAGAGAAGUGGGGUUUUUUCCAGAUCGUCAAUCAUGGAAUUCCAGAGUCUCUAUUGCUCGUGUACAAGCCAGACAUGAGCAAGUGGCCAAAACAACCUUCUGAUUUCACGUACUGUAGUUUAUAUUGUGUUGUUUAUAUGCAUGCGCUCUGUGGCGGCCUCGGAUUGGUUAAUGAAAAUGCAAUUGUGGAAGCGUUGGGCGGAGAGCAGAAGGAGAUUUAUCUGGGCAUAAACUACUAUCCACCCUGCCCUCACCCAGAACGGGUGUUGGGCGUCUCACCUCACUCUGACGUAGACGCCGUCACAAUUCUCCUUCACAACCAAACUUCAGGCCUGCAAAUUCGCAAGGACGAUGCAUGGCUUGAUGUUCCCUGCAUCCCGGGCGCUCUUGUUGUCAAUAUUGGUGAUCAAAUUGAGAUAUUGAGCAAUGGAAAAUACAAGAUUAUUGAGCAUAGGGGUUUUGUUCAUAAAAACCGCACAAGGAUGUCAUGGGCUAUGCACUGUACUCCACCACCUUGUGAUGUACUCAUCUCACCUCUGAAAGAAUUGAUAAAUGAAGAGAAUCCUCCAUUGUAUGCGGCAUCGUCUUUCUGA